This is a messenger RNA of Vidua chalybeata, 1642 nucleotides long. It is a transcript of the gene KLF6, whose product is annotated as KLF transcription factor 6. Bases 344 to 1195 code for a protein of 283 amino acids. Gene Ontology annotation, molecular function: RNA polymerase II cis-regulatory region sequence-specific DNA binding; DNA-binding transcription factor activity, RNA polymerase II-specific. The transcript has 4 exons. The record is from RefSeq and is a predicted model, not a curated record. Lineage: Eukaryota; Metazoa; Chordata; Aves; Passeriformes; Viduidae. Gene Ontology annotation, biological process: regulation of transcription by RNA polymerase II.
UUUGCAAAUAUUGGGGCCGCUCCUGCGCCAGGUCCGCCGGCCGCGGGAGGGGGGACAGCCGCGCGCCCGCCCCGGGAGACGUCCUGCCCUGCUGUGCGAUUAAACUUUGCAUGAAACUUUGGGUCUUUUUUCCUCCCCGAGCUCCUCAAGGAAUUAAUACAUAUAUCUAUAUAUACAAUUUUAUUUUUUUCUUCUUUUUUUCAUCUCUGGAGGAAGGGGGGGGGGCUUGGAAACUGAGAGCAGAGGUUGACACCCCCCCGCACACACCCCGCAACCCCUGCACAUAAAGGAGGCAUCUGUAUUUUUGGUAACCAGCACUGACUUUGUUGUUGCAACUUGAGACAUGGAUGUUCUCCCAAUGUGCAGCAUCUUCCAGGAACUCCAGAUUGUGCACGACACGGGUUACUUCUCAGCCUUGCCGUCCCUGGAGGAAUAUUGGCAACAGACAUGUUUGGAGCUAGAACGAUACCUUCAGAGUGAACCCUGUUAUGUUUCUGCAUCUGAAAUCAAAUUCGAUAGCCAAGAGGAUCUCUGGACCAAAAUUAUUCUGGCACGUGAGAAAAAGGAGGAAUCUGAACUGAAGAACACAUGUGUCCCAAAGGAGGACAAUCUUGCUAGUCAGAACUUAGAGACCAACAGUUUGAAUUCUGACGUGAGCAGUGAAUCUUCAGACAGCUCUGAGGAGCUCUCGCCCACGACAAAGUUUACCUCUGACCCUAUAAGUGAUGUUUUAGCCAGUUCAGGAAACUUGAGUUCAUCUGUCACUUCCACUCCCCCUUCGUCUCCUGAGCUGAGCAAGGAGCCUUCUUCCCAGAUAUGGAAUUGUACGCCGGGUGAGUUGCAUUCACCAGGGAAAAUCCGUACCGGUACCACUGGAAAGACUGCAGAAAAAGGUACACCCUCCAAUGGUGACACCUCGCCAGAUGGCAGAAGGCGUGUUCACAGGUGUCACUUUAACGGUUGCAGGAAAGUUUACACCAAAAGUUCACAUCUGAAAGCACAUCAGCGCACUCAUACAGGGGAAAAGCCUUACAGAUGUUCAUGGGAAGGGUGUGAGUGGCGUUUUGCAAGAAGUGAUGAAUUAACCAGACACUUCAGAAAGCACACUGGUGCCAAGCCUUUUAAAUGUAGUCACUGUGACAGGUGUUUUUCCAGGUCUGACCACCUGGCCCUUCACAUGAAGAGACACCUCUGAAUGGGUCAAGAGGUGAAUCCUGCGGGCUAAGAGGCGUCAAGGUUGAAGAGCCUUGAGCGGAGGGAUGCGUGUUCCAGCCAAAGCAUGCCAUUUUGCACCCUACCCAGUUGCCUCCAGGACCUCACUUCCUUGAAGGUCUUUUGAGGGCUAAUAAGUCAUGUAAGAACGGCAUAGCAGCCGCGGUGCGUGAUGUUUGGGGUUUCCUGGACUCAUACACUGGUAUCUAACCUUCUGAGUGGCUCCUAAGCCUUUGCCGUGAGCAUGUGCACUGAGAAUGUUAAUGAUUGGGCGACUGUAUGCGAUGAGGAUCUCUUGAUGACUGUAUGCUGAGGCACAUUUUUUUUCUUGUGGUUGUUUUAUAACUGUAAGAGAAAAAAAAUAGUCUGAAUGUCUUGUAUGUGAGGAAUAUCUCGUGAGAUGGGACGACCACCAAUCAUUUCCAAGGGG